Molecule: messenger RNA, 1746 nt
Organism: Endocarpon pusillum Z07020
Lineage: Eukaryota; Fungi; Ascomycota; Eurotiomycetes; Verrucariales; Verrucariaceae
Exons: 3
Coding region: 1-1746 (581 amino acids)
Biological process (GO): regulation of translational fidelity; 'de novo' cotranslational protein folding
Cellular component (GO): cytosol
Molecular function (GO): ribosome binding; Hsp70 protein binding
Source: RefSeq, a predicted model, not a curated record
AUGGCACAACAGACACCAGAAAGCUCUCUUUACCGUGAUUUUGCCGAAACUUUUUAUCACAGCUCUCUGGCCUCAGGCGUCCGCUUUAUCUACCAGAUUGGAGCAGGUGGACCCUGCUUCACCUUCUAUGAUCCUGCUAGCCUUGGUGACCACGUCGCAGUCCUACAAUUUCGAGCAGACGGGCUGGGCUUUCGCACCGGCAGCCUUACAGAGCUUGGUGGGCCCCCUCGCCAUCUGGUUUUCGGAGAACCGUUACCAGCCGACCUCGCUCAAGCUGUUUCGGCUACCUUGGAGGCUCCCGGAUUCACGACUCUACCUUCUUCUCUAUCCUUAGCCCCGGAUAACCCUGUGUUUACUCCGACUACAUCCUCAAAUUCAAGUGAAAUGGGGUCGCAAGCAGAUGAUGGCAUUCCGCGAGUCAGGUUUCCUCCCAAGCCUGAGGGAUGGAAAGGAGAUCCUGGCAACCCAAAUUUUCGAGCUCUUGGUACUCUUUCACCUCCUGUGAUGAGAAAGAUCGAGCCUGCUGGUCCUCACUUUCUUGCGUUUGCCCGUAGAAAACGUCACGGCCGCACAUUCUCCGAAGAUGAGCGAAUUCAAGCACAGAAUAAGGUCAAGAAGAUCGAAGACGAUGAAUCUACCGAGAUCAGCGAGCCCGAAGAUCCACUGAUGCUUUCACGCGACGCCAAAGACUGGAAGGGUCAAGACCACUACGCUGUCCUUGGUCUCUCCAAAUACCGAUGGAAAGCCACACCAGAGCAGAUCAAAAAUGCGCAUCGCAAAAAGGUUCUCCGACAUCAUCCUGACAAGAAGGCCGCAAAAGGUCAGUCAGACGACGACUCAUUCUUCAAAUGUAUUCAACGUGCGAAUGAAAUCCUUGAGGAUCCCGUCAAGCGUCGCCAAUUCGAUAGCGUUGAUGAGGCAGCCGACGUAGACCCGCCAAGCAAGAAAGAGGUACAAAAGCGUGGCUUCUACAAGAUGUGGAACCCUGUCUUUGAGAGCGAGGCUCGAUUCAGCAACAAGCAGCCAGUGCCAAUGUUGGGUGACGAAAAUAGCACGAAGGAAGAGGUGGACGAGUUCUACAACUUCUGGUACAAUUUCGACAGCUGGCGAACCUUUGAAUACCUAGACGAAGAUGUUCCUGACGAUAAUGAGGGCCGUGAUCAUAAGCGUCACAUCGAGAAGAAGAAUGCGAAUGCUCGACGGAAGAAGAAGACCGAGGAUACCGCGCGUCUACGCCAGGUCGUUGAUCAAGCAUUGGAACAGGACGAACGUAUCAAGAGGUUCCGCCAAGAGAGCAAGGCAAACAAGAACAAGAAGAAGAAUGAACGGGAAGCUGCUGCUAAGCGAGAGGCAGAGGAGAAGCAAAAGGCUAAGGAGGAGGCAGAUCGCCAGCAAAAGGAAUCGGAGGAAGCUGCAAAGGCCGAGAGAGCAGAGAGCAAGAAAGCCAAGGAAGCCGCCAAAAAUGCGGUCAAGAAGAACAAACGUGUUCUCAAAGGCAGUGUCAAGGACGUCAAUUACUUUGCCAGCGGCGGAGAGGCUAGUGCGGCGCAAGUGGAUGGCGUGUUGACCGACGUGGAGCUGAUCAUUGGAAAGGUUGACCCCGAUGAGUUAGCCGCAUUGGCGAGCAAACUCAAUCUGGCAGGGAAGGAUGCUGAGAAGGUGAAGGGAGCUUAUGAGGAUGAAGUGAAGAGACUGGUUAGUGAUGGCAAGAUCAAGGGGGAAGAGUUGAAGGUCAUCAAAUAUUGA